This is a messenger RNA of Lotus japonicus, 726 nucleotides long. Its product is annotated as kirola-like. Gene Ontology annotation, biological process: defense response. The transcript has 2 exons. The record is from RefSeq and is a predicted model, not a curated record. The coding region runs from base 57 to 512 and encodes 151 amino acids. Lineage: Eukaryota; Viridiplantae; Streptophyta; Magnoliopsida; Fabales; Fabaceae.
AUCUCUCAUCCUUCUUUGUUCCAUUUCUUCCUUCCAUUACUUAUUUUUCUCCAGUCAUGGUACUUGCUGGUAAGCUUAUUACUGAAAUUGAGCUCAAAUCCCCAGCUGUCAAGUUCUAUAACCUCUUCGCAAAGCAGCUUCAUGAUGCUCAAAAGAUCUCCGACAGUGUGCAUGAAACCAAGGUUCAUGAAGGCGAUUGGCAUGGCAUUGGCUCCGUUAAACAAUGGACUUAUGUCGUAGAUGGCAAGGUGAUCACAUGCCUGGAGCGAAUUGAAGCCAUUGAUGAACAGAACAAAACAAACAAAUAUACCCUGUUUGGUGGAGAUGUCAGUUCGCACUAUAAGAAGUUUACGCUCAUCUUUCAAGUGAUUGAGAACAAUGAUGGUCAUGAUGCUGUUAAAUGGACUGUUGAAUAUGAGAAGCUCCGUGAGGACAUUGAACCUCCAAAUGGCUACAUGGACUACUUUAAUAAGCUCACUAGAGAUGUUGAUGCUCAUCUUAUCAAGCCAUAGCUCCACUAGUCAUGAGGGAAAAAACAAAUAAUUAAGUAAUAAAUGGCUUUGGUUUGAGGAUAAGUGCUUAUUUAUAUAAUUGGUGUUUGUUUCUGCUGAUCGUUUGUUUGUACGGAAUAAAGAUGCAUCUCGGUGAUGGCUUAAAGAUGUAUUGAAUUAUGUUAAGAGGCUCGCCAUAAUAUUAAUGCAAUGAAGAAAUGGAUAUUUGUGUGUA